AUGGCCCUGGAGCUCGAGUAUCGCCGGACUUUCAUUGACGUGAAGGAGGAUUUCGAGGACAUGGUGGAGAGUUCCAGUCGGGCCCGUGCACAGAGCGCGCCGGCCAGGCCCAUGCCCAGUAUCGACUCCAGCUCGGAGGCAGCCAGUGAGGAGGAAGCCAGUGAGGAGGAAGCCAUGCGCAGCUAUGUGGGCACCCUCUCCCAGAAGAUGGCGGACCUGGCGCAUCAGCUACAGCAGGGCAAGACUCCCACUACAGCUUGCGGCUCCAGCCCCACCAACACCACCGCCAGCGAUGUGUCGGAGGGCCAAGAGGAGGCCUGGAGCACGGAUCAAGUCGCGGCGGAGUUCUUCCCGCUGCUGCCCAGCCAGGGCAGCCUCGGGCACCCGGAGGUUUGCCGGCGCCCGUGCAUCUACUUCAUCGCCGGGCACUGCGAGAACGGCCAGGCCUGUGCCUACUGCCACAUGGAGCACACGGAGAAGACGCCCAAGCUUGACAAGAGGCAGCGCAACAUCAUCCAACACCUCAGCCAGCCGCAGAUGUCAAAGCUGGUGAUGCACUUCUGCCGAAGCAAAGCCGAGCAGGCGGGCUUCCUCGAAGAGGCCAAGGAGAUCUUGAACCUGCUCGCGCAGGAGUCCGAAGGCGCGCGGCCUUGGGCCCAGGUCCUGAUGGACCGCGACCUCCGAAACCUCCACAAGACGCUCGAGCGGAUGAACUUCUCCAACUUGAUCUGCCUGGCGGCGUCCCAUUCCGCCAGCCAAGGGAACGCCAGUGCCGAGAUGCUGGUUGAGUCCUUGGAGCGACUCCGUCUGCUUUCCCUGCAGGGGCGCUGA
Molecule: messenger RNA, 831 nt
Organism: Symbiodinium natans
Lineage: Eukaryota; Dinophyceae; Suessiales; Symbiodiniaceae
Source: the annotation of a GenBank genome assembly